AUGCCUCCUCUCUUUGCAGCCUCAUUCACAGCCGAUGGCGAUUCAACGGGGCCUGUACGGUGUGCGCGUGGCAAGGCCUGCCGUGGUUCACCUGGUACGGCUGGUGUCUAUCCAGCUGGGACGCAACUUCAAGAAAUGGGCGUUGGCGAUACGAACAAGGUCACGAUGAUCUGUGCUGGUUGUUGCGACUAUUACUUGGGGAAGCCAACGACAAGGCGUAUUGAGUAUCAAGCAGAGAAGCAGACCGCUCAAGGCCCAGUUCGUCGUGUUGCAGGUCGUGUUCCCAAGGGCGAUGCUCAGAUUCAUCGAAACAUUGCCGCUGCUCAACGCCAUGAGAAGGUCGAAGUGCGAGCAAUUGGUAAUCUUGCGGGCUCACAGUCAGGCCCCCGCGUUGCCUAUUCUAAUGGAAGCUAUACACCGAGCCAUAGCAGUUACGAGGCAACAAGAAAUUAUAAUCGCAACCGUGCAAUGGCUGUCCAUACGACCAUUACUGGCUCAAUUACUGUUCGUCUUGUCUCUCUGCCACCCCGAGCAAAGACUCUGCAGACCUUUGAUACGUGCCAGGUCUCUGUCGGUGAUGUCUUUGUUGGCAUUGGUGCGGUCGAUCUUCUUUAUACCGCAUUUAACGCCAUCAAGCCGGCAUACCAAGUUGCGAUGGAAAACCGGGGCUACGAGAAUGUCGCUCUAUACCCCCUGACUAUCGACGACGUUCAGAUGGUGAACAAGAACGGUGUCCCAUUCAACAUGUCCUUGCAACAAGACAUUAUCCGUCAGCACUUCUAUCGUCCUGCAAAGGAUGGCAUCACUCUUGUCUUCAACAACUCGGCCAAACCAGCUGUUGUCCAGCUACAACUCACACCGAAAUGGUGUGCAGGGCUGCGUCGGUGGGAGAAUGAUAUUGAGGAGGAGGAAAUGCGGUUGGAGGAGGGAAAAGAUGUCGGGGUAAAGAGGAAGAGUGUGGCCAGUACAUCCAAAGCGCGUAAGCGCGUGGAAGUGAGAAGUAGAGAGGGGGACAUCAACUCCAUUGCCGAAUCAUCUCGCGGUGAAGGAUCAUCUCGUGGCCAAGGUCCCGUUUCUCUUUUGCGUACAGCUACUAUGGGUCUGCCAAGUCUGUCUGACAACAGGAACUCCGUGGCAGAGUCCUCUCCCUACGGAGCUCAGUCACGGCUUGUGCAGUCGGCGCCAAGCAUAGCUGUUAUUCGGUCAUCGGAUGUAGCAGCACCCCGCUCAGUGCCAAGUGUAAUGGGGGAGUCCGCACUAGUUACACCCAGUGAGCUUGCACGAGCCCUUUCAAUGGCAAAGAAGCACCAACCCGAGGAAGCCCGAGCUUUUGUCCAAGUCCGAACAUUCACGGUCACUCUCUACAAAAUCAAGCUCAUCGCACUUGGUCCUCUGAUUCGGCUGAUGCUUGCCCGUACCCGCUUCGACAUGUAUGACACACCACACAUUUUCCACUUGACUGUCGACAGUAGCAUAUCCUCUGCUGGUGGCUUCAAGACGGCAUAUUUCGGGACAAUUCAGCCAUCGCCUUUCGCCUCAAAGCAACAUGCUAUCUGUGCCAAACAGGCGCACAAGGAAGAAGGCAAUAUUCUUCCGUCACAGCGACAGCUUGAGCUGCUGCCUGAUGAGCUAAUGACGCUGCAGUGGGCAAAUGCGCUCAUGAGCUCAACCUAUGAGCUUAUUGCAGCAGUCAAGGAACGGAAGCUUCUGGAGAAACCUACAUGGAAGCCAAAGAUAAAGGUUCCCGAUUUGUGCUUCACGGAGGCUGGCUUGGCUAUCGAGCAGGGACAAUCAAAUCGAGCGAAGGUCUAUAUGAUCGAGGAGCAUAUUCAAGGCGAAUUCCGAAAGUAUCUCCACAACGGCUCAGCUAAACUUACCGGGACAUCAAAAGGUGAUCCUGUUGCAUUAUUUCUCUCUUUCAGCCAGCAUGCACAGUACAUCAACUCAAAUGGACUAGCAUUUGUGAGUGACUACCAAGGCGGGCCACUUCACAGUGGCUCUGACACAGUUCUUUUGACUGACCCACAACUUCUCACCCAUCCUGAUCUUGGUGCCAUCUUUGCAGGUGGAAAUGUGACGGCUUCAUUUCUCCGAUUCCCUCAGGAACAUGUCUGCAAUUCCUUUUGUCUUGACUUUGAACUUACUCCACUUGCUGAAUUUGUACCCAUUCCUACUUCAGCUUAG
Molecule: messenger RNA, 2184 nt
Organism: Mycena indigotica
Lineage: Eukaryota; Fungi; Basidiomycota; Agaricomycetes; Agaricales; Mycenaceae
Product: Alpha-type protein kinase domain-containing protein
Exons: 9
Coding region: 1-2184 (727 amino acids)
Biological process (GO): protein phosphorylation
Molecular function (GO): ATP binding; protein serine/threonine kinase activity
Source: RefSeq, a predicted model, not a curated record